This is a messenger RNA of Oncorhynchus kisutch (coho salmon), 11337 nucleotides long. RefSeq names its product receptor-type tyrosine-protein phosphatase S. Gene Ontology annotation, molecular function: protein tyrosine phosphatase activity; protein binding. The coding region runs from base 391 to 4911 and encodes 1506 amino acids. Gene Ontology annotation, biological process: protein dephosphorylation. Lineage: Eukaryota; Metazoa; Chordata; Actinopteri; Salmoniformes; Salmonidae. The transcript has 29 exons. The record is from RefSeq and is a predicted model, not a curated record.
CUCCAAGCGCGGCUGAACAGAACUGCGAUACCACACGCGUCCGAGCAACCUGCGCUAUCGGGGGAUUUAAACACUACUCAGCGCUAGAACCCAAACCGAUUCUCUGGAUCUGCCGCAGGACGCUCGCUUACGGGAUUAUUGUUUAUUUGUUUAUUUGAACAAGAAGAUGUGAGUUUUUUGUGUGAAUGCACGAUAAGAAAGAGAGGAACUCCAUCGCUGAUCAAGGUACACUUGAGGAAGAAGGAGAAGACGAAGCCGCUAAACAACUGAAGAUAUGAAGCUAAAGGGCUUUUGAAGACAAGCGAGUGAGACAUCCUGUUUGAAGACCACAGCCUUCUCUUCGUGGGGCCUCGGCACUCCAGCCAGGUCAAAGGUCGCCACCGGAGCAAGAUGGCCGCCGGCGGUCCACCCUGCCUCCGUCUGCCGGCCCUGCUGCCCCUCAGCACUCUGUUGCUCUGUAUGCUGCUUACUGGCUUCCAUGCCUUAUCACCACCAAGAUUCACUAAAGUUCCCGUAGACCAGAUUGGCGUAUCUGGGGGUGUGGUCUCAUUCGUGUGCCAGGCGACAGGAGACCCUAAGCCCCGGGUGAGCUGGAACAAGAAGGGGAAGAAAGUCAACUCCCAGCGAAUUGAGACUAUAGAGUUCGAUGAGGGUGCCGGCGCCGUCCUUCGGAUCCAGCCUCUACGAGCGCCGCGGGACGAGAACAUCUACGAGUGCGUGGCGGAAAAUAGCGAGGGUGAGGUCAACGUUAACGCCAAGCUGUCCAUAAUCAGAGAGGACUUGCUCCCGGGAGGAUUCCCCAACAUAGACAUGGGUCCCCAGCUGAAGGUGGUCGAGCGGACCCGGACGGCCACCAUGCUCUGUGCUGCCAGCGGCAACCCCGACCCAGAAAUCACCUGGUUUAAGGACUUUCUGCCCAUAGACCCCAACGCAAGUAACGGGCGAAUCAAACAGCUGCGCUCAGGCGCCCUGCAGAUUGAGAACAGCGAGGAGACAGACCAGGGGAAGUACGAGUGUGUGGCGUCUAACGUGGAAGGCGUGCGUUACUCAUCCCCUGCUAACCUAUAUGUGCGAGAGCUUCGAGAAGUCCGCCGUGUGCCCCCUCGCUUUUCUAUCCCACCGACCAGUCACGAGAUGAUGCCAGGUGGCAGUGUGAACAUCACCUGCGUGGCGGUAGGGUCGCCCAUGCCGUACGUCAAAUGGAUGCUCAACUCCGAGGACCUAACGCCCGAAGACGAGAUGCCAGUGGGUCGGAAUGUUCUGGAGCUCAACAGCGUGCGAGAGUCUGCCAACUACACAUGUGUGGCCAUGAGCAGUCUGGGCAUCAUCGAGGCGGUGGCGCAGAUCACCGUCAAGUCCCUGCCCAAGCCUCCAGGCACCCCAAUGGUGACCGAGACCACGGCCACCAGUGUCACCAUCACCUGGGACUCGGGCAACCCGGACCCAGUGUCCUAUUACAUCAUCCAGUACCGCGCCAAGUCUCCCGACAGCAAGUUUGAGACCAUGGACGGCAUCACCACUACGCGAUACAGCAUCGGGGGCCUCUACCCCAACACGGAGUACGAGAUCCGCGUCUCGGCCUUUAACACCAUCGGCCAGGGUCCCCCCAGUGAGCCGGUGGAGACCCGGACCGGGGAACAAGCCCCGGCCAGUCCACCCCGCAACAUCCAGGCCCGGAUCAUCUCCCAGAACACCAUGAUGGUGCGCUGGGACGAGCCAGAGGAGCCCAACGGACAGAUCAAAGGGUACCGGGUGUACUACACCAUGGACCCGUCCCAGCCCAUGAGCCUAUGGCAGAUCCAUAAUGUCCAGGAUAGCAUCAUCACCACCAUCCAGAGCCUGGUGGCAUCUGAGACCUACACCAUCCGUGUCCUAGCCUUUACCUCGGUGGGCGACGGGCCCUUCUCCGACCCCAUCCACGUCAAAGUGCUGCAAGGAGUCCCCGGACAGCCAACAAAGUUCCAGGUUGGUGCUGUGUCCGACACAAGCAUGGAGUUGACCUGGGAACCUGCCUUCCAGAAAGAGGGGAUCAUCAGCUUUGAACUCCGGUACAAAGAGGGCAGUUUUGGUAGCCAGGUGACCAAAACAUUUGUCCCUACUGCUUCGUACGUCGUUGAGGGUCUGCGGGCGAACACGGAGUACUACUUCUCUCUGGCUGCCAUUUCCAACAAAGGCAUUGGAGCCUUCACCAACGAAAUAUCCCAGAAAACCUUGCAAGCCAAUGUACCAAAGAACUUCACGGUGAAGUGGGUAACCAAGACGACGGUGUUGCUAACAUGGAAGUUUGUUGAGAGGCGGUUCCCAUUUCGGUGCACGAUCGAAUACAACCGUCAGAAGAUGGACGUGGAUGCCCGGCUGACCAAGGCGCUGGUCACCAGCCUGCGGCCCAACACCACCUAUGAGUUCCGGGUCACGUGUCAGGAGAACACAGAGGGUGGCCCUCGCCACCGUGUGGUCGCUCGGACCACACCGCCCAUCCUGGUCAAGAAGCCCAAGCUGGACCUCUACUCGGAGCCAGACAACAUUCUGACCAUGGGUUUCGCCCCGGUAGAGACCAAGGACAUCAAGGACUUCUAUGUGGUGGCGGUACCACUAAAGAAGGGUUUGGGGACUGCACGACAUCUCAAGAACCCAGACGAAAUGGACUUGGAAGAGCUGCUGAGGGACAUCACCCCGAAGCGUCGCACCAGGCGUCAGCUGAGCCAGGCGGACGGCAAGAAGCCCUACAUCACAGCCUGCUUCAAGCAGCUCCCCACCUCGUUCACCCUGGGCACAGAGCACCGCCACAGCAGCUGUGAGAGUAAACCUCUGGAGCCCGGGCAGGAAUACGUCUUCUUCCUACUGGCUGAGCUCAACACCACCGCCGUGAAAAUGUUUGCGGCCAGCCCAUACACAGACUUAGUGGUGACCCCAGAGCUUGAGGCUGAUCCUCUGCCCAUGGAGACAGGUGGGGACGGCCUCAUCUGGGUGGUGGGGCCCGUCCUGGCCGUAGUCUUCAUCAUCUGCAUCGUCAUCGCCAUCCUCCUCUACAAGAACCGUAAACGAAAGGAGUCAGAGCCCAGAACAAAAUGUCUGCUGAACAACGCAGAGAUCACCCCCCACCACCCCACAGACCCAGUGGAGAUGAGACGCAUUAACUUCCAGACCACAGGUAUGAUGAGUCAUCCCCCCAUUCCUAUCGCGGAGCUGGCUGAACACACGGAUCUUCUCAAAGCCAACGACAACCUGAAACUCUCCCAGGAGUAUGAGGUGAGUGGGCUCGUCUCUGGUGAGGUGGAAUGGUGUAGGGGGACAUUUUCUCUAGACACUGAUCUUGGAUCAGUUGGGUGUUUAGAUUGUCUCCCUCAAUUCAACUCACUUACUGUCUUCUCUCUGUUCCCAGGUAUUACCGGCAGUGAUUAUAUCAACGCCAACUACAUAGACGGCUACAGGAAGCAGAAUGCCUACAUGGCUACGCAGGGCCCGCUGCCCGAGACGUUCGGGGACUUCUGGAGGAUGGUGUGGGAACAGAGGGCAGCCACUGUGGUCAUGAUGACCAGACUGGAAGAGAAAUCACGGAUCAAGUGUGACCAGUACUGGCCCAGUCGAGGCACAGAGACCUAUGGUAUGACCCAGGUGACUCUACUGGACACCAUAGAGCUGGCCACCUUCUGUGUUCGCACUUUCUCCCUGCACAAGAAUGGCUCCAGUGAGAAGCGGGAGGUCCGUCAGUUCCAGUUCACUGCGUGGCCCGACCACGGGGUCCCUGAGUACCCCACCCCCUUCCUGGCCUUCCUCCGCCGGGUCAAGACCUGUAACCCCCCAGACGCAGGCCCCAUCAUCGCCCACUGCAGUGCGGGCGUGGGGCGGACAGGCUGUUUCAUUGUGAUCGAUGCCAUGCUGGAGCGCAUCAAGCAUGAGAAAACAGUGGACAUCUACGGCCACGUGACCCUGAUGCGAUCGCAGCGGAACUACAUGGUGCAGACGGAGGACCAGUACAGCUUUAACCACGACGCGUUGCUGGAGGCGGUGGCGUGCGGCAACACGGAGGUGGCGGCCAGGAGCCUGUUCUCCUACAUCCAGAAGCUGGCCCAGGUGGAGACGGGCGAGCACGUCACCGGCAUGGAACUGGAGUUUAAGCGCCUAGCCAACUCCAAGGCCCAUACGUCCAGGUUUAUCAGUGCCAACCUGCCCUGCAACAAGUUCAAGAACCGUCUGGUGAACAUCAUGCCCUACGAGACCACCCGCGUCUGCCUGCAGCCAAUCAGGGGCCUCGAGGGCUCAGACUACAUUAACGCCAGCUUCAUCGACGGAUACAGGCAACAGAAGGCCUACAUCGCAACGCAGGGCCCGUUGGCAGAGACCACAGAGGACUUCUGGAGGAUGAUGUGGGAGAACAACUCCACUAUUGUAGUCAUGCUCACCAAACUCCGAGAGAUGGGCAGGGAAAAGUGUCAUCAGUACUGGCCCGCUGAGCGUUCGGCCAGGUACCAGUACUUUGUGGUGGACCCCAUGGCUGAGUACAACAUGCCCCAGUACAUCCUCAGAGAGUUCAAAGUCACCGAUGCCAGGGACGGGCAGUCCAGGACAGUGCGGCAGUUCCAGUUCACUGAUUGGCCGGAGCAGGGGGUGCCCAAGUCAGGAGAGGGCUUCAUAGACUUCAUAGGCCAGGUGCACAAAACCAAGGAGCAGUUUGGCCAGGACGGACCCAUCUCUGUCCACUGCAGUGCGGGGGUUGGCCGGACCGGUGUCUUCACCACACUCAGCAUCGUGCUGGAGAGGAUGCGCUAUGAAGGCGUGGUAGACAUCUUUCAGACGGUCAAGAUGCUGCGGACACAGAGGCCGGCCAUGGUCCAGACAGAGGAUGAAUAUCAGUUUUGCUACCAGGCGGGUCUGGAGUACCUAGGAAGCUUUGAUCACUAUGCAACGUAAAAAUCCAUCUCGUCCCCCAAAUCGUAUGUCCCCCUCAACAGUCUCCUGAGCCAUAGAAAUGAAAACAACAACAGCAGCCAGAAAACUAAAUUCAACCAACAGAAUAGCAAACGAAUUGUAGAUUAUUAUUCUUUUUUUUUAAGUCAACAAAGAGUGCAAUUCCAAUUGGACCCAAUGGACUUUGAUGUCGGCGAGGAAACCGUAAAUGACUCCAUCAGCAGAACUAAUUGACGCCCUCACUCUGAAGAAAGGAACCAAAAGUGGUGGCUCAAGCUGUGGGGUGGGAAUAAUUACAGUGUUGGACUGCUAACCUUACCUCAAGUGUUCAGAUGUGGAGGUGGACAUUGUAAACAUUUCGUGGACAUCUAUUAAAAAUUAACUACGUUACAAACAAUACAACAGUGAAUGAAGGAAAAAACCAACUGGGCGAACGUGACUGAGGUAUAAAAAAAGGGAUUGGUAAAAACUGAGAAAAUGGUGGAGUGGAUGUAGCUUUAAAUGGGGAAGCGCCUUUUUUACCAUGUAAGGACAGAGGUUCACAGUUCCUAGUUGUUUAUAAACACUUCUGAUGGAAAGCUGUGGUUGCCUGUGUACACAGAUGAUUGUCCCCAAAAUGUCAGACACCUCUGAUGAGACAAACACACUGAGUUAACGGUAAGGUACUGGCAAAAGAAGUCAACCUCCAUUCGGGACCCCAUACCACACUCAUCCUUCUCUCUAAGCAAGAUAACUUCUACUGCCCAUAGUUCUGUUACAACCUUAGAAGCUCAACUCCCAACAUGUCCAUCAUCUCGUACAAAGGGCAGCCCUAUAUCCCUUCAACUCUUUGGGCUAAGAGGAGGUUCUGCAGUACAGAAUAUCCCGGGGGAAAGUGAUGACGGUGUCAUAUAGUGUCUGCCAGCGGUGGAUAAUGCCAUUCAAUCAACUUACCGCUUCAGUUUCUCCAUCACUUGACGUGUGGAGCUUCUUGAGGACAAACCCCAACAUGUUUAUACAGUAACCACUGACAUAGCUCUCUUAGCCUCAGUCACCAUGGAAACUGGGUGAAAAGAGACCACUCUUGCAAGACCAGAUGAAUGACAAUGAAGUCCCUUGACUUUUUACUGUCACUCUUCGUUCAGGACUAGUUUUUACUGGUGCAGGGCCCAACAUAUUGACCGAGUGGAAUCACCACAGGAGAACUUGGCAUGGUGAAUGGCGGCAACUGAGCUCUCUUUGCAAACUUGUACAGUGACCAACAACCCAUUGUAAUCAUUUGUUAAUUUUGUCUUACAAUUACUUGUAUUUCUGGGGGUUUUCUGUCAAUACUAAACAUGCUGCUUAUUCUCCUGUAUGCUGUAAGUGUGACUGUGGUAUGGGAUGACAAUGGAGGUGCCUGGUCUGGCGGUGUCAGUUUGCACCCAUGCGACUGAAACUGAAAGUGCAUCCACAUGUUAUGCCCCCCCCCCCCCAUCAACUCCUCUCGGCCUCCUCUGGACUCACUGUCUCACACAACAUUCAUGUCCCAAGCUUGACUUAAAGAGAGAGACUAGCUAUCUACUAACAGUGGAAGGACAGUGGUUCAAAGUUGUGAGGAACUGAGUUGAUAACCCAGAGAAAGGUUCCUGUCUUUUCUCUUCCACCUAUUGGCCAAAGGCCACUGUGGAUGACUGGCCAAAGGCCACUGUGGAUGACUGGCCAAAGGCCACUGUGGAUGAGUGGUCAAAGGCAACUGUGGAUGAGUGGUCAAAGGCCACUGUGGAUGAGUGGUCAAAGGCCACUGUGGAUGAGUGGUCAAAGGCCACUGUGGAUGAGUGGUCAAAGGCCACUGUGGAUGAGUGGUCAAAGGCCACUGUGGAUGACUGGCCAAAGGCCACUGUGGAUGAGUGGUCAAAGGCCACUGUGGAUGACUGGCCAAAGGCCACUGUGGAUGACUGUCCAUAGGCCACUGUGGAUGACUGGCCAAAGGACACUGUGGAUGACUGGCCACAGGCCACUGUGGAUGACUGGUCAAAGGCCACUGUGGAUGACUGGCCACAGGCCACUGUGGAUGACUGGCCAAAUGCCACUGUGGAUGACUGGCCACAGGCCACUGUGAAUGACUGGUCAAAGGCCACUGUGGAUGACUGGCCACAGGCCACUGUGGAUGACUGGCCACAGGCCACUGUGGAUGACUGGCCACAGGCCACUGUGGAUGACUGGCCACAGGCCACUGUGGAUGACUGGCCACAGGCCACUGUGGAUGACUGGCCAAAGGCCACUGUGGAUGACUGGCCACAGGCCACUGUGGAUGACUGGCCACAGGCCACUGUGGAUGACUGGCCACAGGCCACUGUGGAUGACUGGUCAAAGGCCACUGUGGAUGACUGGCCACAGGCCACUGUGGAUAACUGGCCACAGGCCACUGUGGAUGACUGGCCACAGGCCACUGUGGAUGACUGGCCACAGGCCACUGUGGAUGACUGGCCACAGGCCACUGUGGAUGACUGGCCACAGGCCACUGUGGAUGACUGGCCAAAGGCCACUGUGGAUGACUGGGGAAGAUCUGUUGUGAUGUGAAAGUUAUGUCCACAUCACGAAACUUGAAAUCUAAACAAUAGCAGGUCCGAUUCUACCCACUAUGUACACGUGUCUGACAAAAACAAGCCCUCAAAGCCCACAAUUGUAUUUUUUCUCAGAGGUCUGUGCUUUGGUAUACCCAGGAGUAUGCUUUUACAAUGGAUUCUGGGAAGGUUUUGGGAUUGGUAUGUACACUAACAGAGUGAUGAAAGGAACUGUUUGUAGUCUUUCUUAUUUCCAAAAAAAGCCUUAUUGUUAUUGUAACAUUAUGGAAACAUGAAUGUUGUGUUAUUGAUGACUAUUGUUAUUUUACUUUACAUAGCUUACUUAAAAAAAACGUUUUUUUUUAAUUAGCAGGAAAAAAAUGUAUGCUUAUUUGUUCAUAUUAUGUUAAAAGACAUUAUAUUUUUUCACUAUAGAAAUGUUAUGUAUAACUUGUGGAUGUGUGCAUAUAUAUACAUAUAUAUAUACAGUGCCUUGCGAAAGUAUUCGGCCCCCUUGAACUUUGCGACCUUUUGCCACAUUUCAGGCUUCAAACAUAAAGAUAUAAAACUGUAUUUUUUUGUGAAGAAUCAACAACAAGUGGGACACAAUCAUGAAGUGGAACGACAUUUAUUGGAUAUUUCAAACUUUUUUAACAAAUCAAAAACUGAAAAAUUGGGCGUGCAAAAUUAUUCAGCCCCCUUAAGUUAAUACUUUGUAGCGCCACCUUUUGCUGCGAUUACAGCUGUAAGUCGCUUGGGGUAUGUCUCUAUCAGUUUUGCACAUCGAGAGACUGAAAUUUUUUCCCAUUCCUCCUUGCAAAACAGCUCGAGCUCAGUGAGGUUGGAUGGAGAGCAUUUGUGAACAGCAGUUUUCAGUUCUUUCCACAGAUUCUCGAUUGGAUUCAGGUCUGGACUUUGACUUGGCCAUUCUAACACCUGGAUAUGUUUAUUUUUUAACCAUUCCAUUGUAGAUUUAGCUUUAUGUUUUGGAUCAUUGUCUUGUUGGAAGACAAAUCUCCGUCCCAGUCUCAGGUCUUUUGCAGACUCCAUCAGGUUUUCUUCCAGAAUGGUCCUGUAUUUGGCUCCAUCCAUCUUCCCAUCAAUUUUAACCAUCUUCCCUGUCCCUGCUGAAGAAAAGCAGGCCCAAACCAUGAUGCUGCCACCACCAUGUUUGACAGUGGGGAUGGUGUGUUCAGGGCGAUGGGCUGUGUUGCUUUUACGCCAAACAUAACGUUUUGCAUUGUUGCCAAACAUCUGACCAGAGCACCUUCUUCCACAUGUUUGGUGUGUCUCCCAGGUGGCUUGUGGCAAACUUUAAACAACACUUUUUAUGGAUAUCUUUAAGAAAUGGAUUUCUUCUUGCCACUCUUCCAUAAAGGCCAGAUUUGUGCAAUAUACAACUGAUUGUUGUCCUAUGGACAGAGUCUCCCACUUCAGCUGUAGAUCUCUGCAGUUCAUCCAGAGUGAUCAUGGGCCUCUUGGCUGCAUCUCUGAUCAGUCUUCUCCUUGUAUGAGCUGAAAGUUUAGAGGGACGGCCAGGUCUUGGUAGAUUUGCAGUGGUCUGAUACUCCUUCCAUUUCAAUAUUAUCGCUUGCACAGUGCUCCUUGGGAUGUUUAAAGCUUGGGAAAUCUUUUUGUAUCCAAAUCCGGCUUUAAACUUCUUCACAACAGUAUCUCGGACCUGCCUGGUGUGUUCCUUGUUCUUCAUGAUGCUCUCUGCGCUUUUAACGGACCUCUGAGACUAUCACAGUGCAGGUGCAUUUAUACGGAGACUUGAUUACACACAGGUGGAUACUAUUUAUCAUCAUUAGUCAUUUAGGUCAACAUUGGAUCAUUCAGAGAUCCUCACUGAACUUCUGGAGAGAGUUUGCUGCACUGAAAGUAAAGGGGCUGAAUAAUUUUGCACGCCCAAUUUUUCAGUUUUUGAUUUGUUAAAAAAGUUUGAAAUAUCCAAUAAAUGUCGUUCCACUUCAUGAUUGUGUCCCACUUGUUGAUGAUUCUUCACAAAAAAAUACAGUUUUAUAUCUUUAUGUUUGAAGCCUGAAAUGUGGCAAAAGGUCGCAAAGUUCAAGGGGGCCGAAUACUUUCGCAAGGCACUGUGUAUAUAUAUGUAUAUAUAUACACAUUCAUAUAUAUUUAAAUGAAGAAUAUAAAGAUGUAUCCAAACAUAUUUUUUUCUGUUUCUUAUUUUUAGGUAUUUUUUACCACCCAUAAACAUUCAUUUGCUCAUGUAAAAUUCUGAUGGAUUUGUUUUGUAGCCAUGAACUUAAACUUGGGAAAUAUUGUGUGUUUCUCUGGAAACAAUUAGGGGAGGUGUCUGGCCCGGGCGCCGCUCCAGCAACCCUUUUUAAAUCCUACCACUUGGUAGACCUGUGCCGAUAAGGAGAUGGUGUCUUUUUAAUUGUUGUUGAAAUUCCUAUUAUCAUUAGCUAACAAUAGUCAUGUAUUUGUUUGAGUAUUAUUUUCAUAUGUCGUAGAUUAAAUAGUCUACAAAGCAUUCAAUUGGAGGAAAGGUAUUACCCAUUUUGCUGAAUUUGCCAGACUAAAGGUGCUGUACUUUUUGACCAUGUACAGACCGUCAUCUCCCUCUUUCUCAGAAGUUCAUCAUUUCCUCCUUUUUCUUUUUCUUUUCAGACACAACACGAUCAUCCAUUUGUUAGAUAUCAACUAUGAUCCAGAAUAUAACACCUGUAAAUAAACAAACAUAUACAUGAUAUGUAUUUGUUUGAUUUAACUCUCAAUGCUCUCUUACUUCAGAUCAAAUACUGAACUGCAAAGAUAAGGUUCUGCUUAUUGCAAAGUUCACAGUGUAAAGUGUACUUUCUCCCUUUGUAACAUUUGUAGUCCACUCUGCUCUCUGUUCUUAAGUCCCCUCCUUCUUUGUCAUAUCUGCCGUGUUAGCAAUAUCCCCUGCUAGCCACCCACAGCUAACUCUGUUAUGAGAGGUCAAUGACGACCCAUAACUUUUGCCUCAGCACAGGCUUCUUGCAAUCAAAAUGGUGCCUGCUCUCUGGCCCCAAAGUGAACAGGGCUGGGAAACGGCAACCAAAGGACUAUUCCUUUCCAAAACAAAAUAUCUAUCUUUCCAUCCCCCAAAAAGGAGAAGUGCUAGUUCCCAACUGCCUAAAAAGCCAAGAAGUGGAUUGUCCAUUGGCAGUCAUAGAGAGAAACAAGAGAUUUUCUCUACUACUUAGCAACUGGCCAUAGUGCAAUGACACAGCCAUUAAGGGUGAAAGUACUACAGUACACUACCACUGACCCUGAAUCAUGACAUGAUGUAAGAGGGUUCAUUAUACUGUAAGAACCUAGUACCAUACUGUGUUCUUUCUUAUUAUUAUUUCUAUGUUUUGUUACGGGAUGCAGAAUGAGUCAGGACUGAAUGAGAAGGAGCCGUGUGAUGCAAAGACUAGGACGAAGGAAGACAAAACAACAAAGACAUUUCCAGCAUAUCCUUCUCAAGUGGGAAUCGCAGACCUUUUCAUAUGAACAAAUCUUGAAAUUAUCUUGAAAUUAUGACUUUUUUAUGACUGAAUUCAAAGACUGGUUAAGGGCCGAUGACAAAAAAACAAGACUGGACAUCUUUGGAAGUUUGUGCGAUGUGUUGCUCUUUGACUUCAUGUUAAGAUGCCAGACUUUUGACAACAAUAGCAGCCAAAUCUACUGGAAUGCUCGACCGAGGUGUUGAAAUUAACAAAAGAGAAAAAUUACUAUAAAAUAAUAGAACCUAUACGUACAACAGCCAACAAAAAGAUAAAAAACCUAAGCUCAAUCAAAAUAGUUUUUCUUUGUAUGAGGGCCAAGUGCUAUUCCUUUCAAACUGUUACUUCUAACUGAAACAAUGAUUGGUUAAAAACCACUGUGUAUGUAGAUAUGUUGACUUUGUAUUAAAAAAAUGUUGUCUGAA